CCUCCUUUAGUUUUCUAGGACAGGUCAGACCUUUUGUGACAAUGCCUGAAGUAAAUAUUGAUGAGCUGGAUAAGAAGCAAGUUCAGCUGCUGUCGGAGAUGUGCAUUGUUAUUGAUGAAAAUGACAAUAAAAUUGGAGCUGACACCAAGAAGAGUUGUCACCUGAAUGAAAACAUUGAUAAAGGAUUAUUGCAUCGAGCUUUUAGUGUCUUCUUAUUUAACAGUGAAAAUAAGCUACUACUGCAACAGAGAUCAGAUGCUAAAAUUACCUUUCCAGGUUGCUUUACCAACUCCUGUUGUAGUCACCCACUUAGUAAUCCAGGAGAGCUGGAAGAAAAUGAUGCAAUUGGAGUAAGAAGAGCUGCUCAGAGGCGUUUACAGGCUGAAUUAGGAAUUCCAGAGGAAGAGGUUCUUCCAGAAGAAUUUACUUAUAUAACACGAAUGUAUUACAAGGCCCAGUCUGAUGGUAUUUGGGGAGAACAUGAAAUUGAUUACAUUUUGUUUUUGAAGAAGAAUGUAACUUUGAAUCCAGAUCCCAAUGAGGUUAAAAGCUACACUUAUGUGUCAAAGGAAGAACUAAAAGAACUUCUGAAAAAGGCAGCCAGUGGUGAAAUUAAGUUAACUCCUUGGUUCCAGAUUAUUUCAGAUGCUUUUCUCUUUAAGUGGUGGGAUAAUUUAAAUCAUUUGAGUGAGUUUAUUGACCAUGAGAAAAUACAUAGAAUGUAAAUAAGGAAGUGAAUGAUUAGUAUAAUACUGAGAUUUUUAAGCAGUUUGUUUCCUAAUUCACAGAUACCUUAUUUGAAAAUUUGACGCUUUGCAACCGGAGAUUGUGGGGGAAAGACAGAUUUAUUUCACACACUCAUCUGUGUCCUAUCUGUAAAAGCCACAUACCAGAAAUAGUUGGGAAAAAGAGGGCAAAUAAACUAAGCAUAUAAUCAUGACAAAUUUGAGCAAAGUAUGUGAAGCUCCUUGUUAAGAUAAGUUGGGGUUUUUUUUGUUUGUAUUUUGUUUUUUGUAUAAACAUUUUUCCCUCUCAGAGAGUGCAGCAAGCUACCGGGAGUAUCCUGCCUACACAGCAGAGCCUGGCAAGCUACCUGUGGCGUAUUCGAUAUGCCAAAAACAGUAACAAUAACGAGCCUCAUUCCCUUGACCCUGAAAGAGCCCCCAAUAUGCCAUUGGGCUAUGCUAGCACACAACAGGGACGAAUGGAGAUGUUACUGGCGCCCGCUCGAGCAAAUCUAUGUGCAAGUGAUACAAACAUUUUUAGAACACAGAACUUUGCCAUCUGCCAGCUGGUUUACAUAUCAUUAAAAGUAUGGUCAUGAAAAGUAUCCAGUGGGCACUAUUUGCUUAGCGAAUAUUUGAAUGUAACCAUUGAAAUAGUUAAAAUUAACUUCUAAUAUUAACAAAGCCAAUUUCAGACCAAAUGAGAUGGCUGGGAAUAAACCCAAGUCAACCACGUGCAGGGCAAGUACCCUAUUUGCUGUAUUAUCUCUCCAUCUCCCAACUCAGCUUCUAAGUAUAACAGGUUCAAGGAAAAUUAAAUGCUCUCUAUGCCAGUUCUGCCAUUUUAGUUUGUGUGUUUAAUGAUUUUUAUAUUUAAAGUCAAACAUUACUUUUGGUGAUAAUUUUGGUUAGGUUUGGUCUUUUGUUUUUGGGCCACUCUUGGUGAUGCUCAGGGCCUACUCCUGGCUCUGCACUGAGGGAUCACUCCUGGUAGACUUGGGGAACCACAUGGGGUAGGUGCCAGGGAUCCAAACACCCUAUUCGCUGUACUGUCUUUCUGCCCCUACGUUGAUCUUUUAAAUAGUCUUUGUCCGUGAAACUGGUUUUAGAAUUACUGUGCAUGUACGGCUUUUGAAGUGAAAACUGGGUCAGCUCUGAAACAGAUUUUUUUUUUCUUUUUGGUCACACCCGGCGAUGCACAGGGGUUACUCCUGGCUCAGGCGCUCAGGAAUUACUCCUGGUGGUGCUCAGGGGACCAUAUGGGAUGCUGAGAAUCGAACCCGGGUCAGCUGCGUGCAAGGCAAACACCCUAACCACUGUGCGGUCCAGCCCCGAAACAGAUUCUUAACCUAAGCACCUUUCACAUUUGGGUUGGAUAUUUCUUUGUUGUGGGGGUUCAUCUUGUGUAGGAUAACAUUGAUUUGUCCUUUCUCCCUUGCCACAGGGAGCUUAGGUUUAUCAGGUUACACCCAUCACAGUGCUCCCGAGUCACUCCCAUUCCUUUGAUUAUCUGUAACCACUUCUCUGUGCUCUUUUCCCCAACCAGUUAAUCAGCUUUUCCCCCUAAUAAGCUUCUAUUAAUUUGUAAGUGUCAGAUCCUUCUAGGACUAAUUGAACUUGUGUUGUAAGUUAUAUGUUGCCUUUCUCCUCUCCUUAUGUCUUUUGAAUGGUUUACCUUAAAGCAGUGUCCUUCUUGUAUAGACACAGGAAGACGGUUAAUAUUAUGGUUUUGUAACUUGGGAUUUAAUUGGCUUUGAAUAUUAUUCAUUCCGGGCAUCUGCUUACUCAACUUACGCCUCAGUUGCCCUUGGUUCCUACACCCCAAAAGCAGGGUCCCAAUGAGGGACUGAAUGGACCCAAGGCAAGCUGUGAGCUACCCUGGCAUCAAAAUGGGCGAGGCCAAAGCUCCACGAUUCUUAACUAUAAGUUAAGAGCUUGAUCAUGGACAAAUGCUGUCAUGUUCCAAAAGUAAUGAGACUAGGACCCAGCUAGGGAUAGGAAAGACUAAUCUGGCCGAACACUGUAGCCUGAGAUCGAGAUGACCCCAGGAGAGCAAUUCUAUAAGCUUAAUGUUUCUCUUACUGUGUCCAGUAAGGUAGGGCGUUUGCCUUGCACACAGCCAACAUGGCUGACCCGAGUUUGAUUCCUCCGCCCCUCUCGGAGAGCCCGGCAAGCUACCGAGAGUAUCUCGCCCGCACGGCAGAGCCUGGCAAGCUCCCCGUGACGUAUUCGAUAUGCCAGACACAGUAACUGUGUCCAUACAAAAAUGAUUAAUAUUAUGAAUGCUUAUAUGUUUGUUGGACAAGGAGAGGAGAAACACGCCCAUGGGAUUCCGCUCUUGGGUGGGUCGUCCUGCUGAAAGAGUAUCUGUCCUAAAAGCAUCCCCUGAGGAAAGAACUUUACCCCUAUUGAUUGAUUGAUUGAUUGUGACCACACCUAUGUGUAAGCUCCAACCCCUCAUGUUUUGGGAUUUAACUAGGCUGUAAGAGUGGGCUGGCGGGGCCAGAGCCAGGAGGAGGAUGAUGAGGGAGGCAAAAGAAGAAUGAAGUAGCAUGACUGGGGGGAGAAGCAGAGAGAGAGAAACAGGAGUUAGUUAAUGGAGAUGAGAUUGGAAUAAACUGCAACUGAAACCAACCAGCCUGGCCCUUGUUUUCUUCCUUCACCUACCCAUCGCCAUUGAAGGGUAGGUGAGGGAGGGGGAAGCGGCCCGAGACUACCAGGCAGUGGGAGAGAGAGAGCACCGCUGCAGCCCUUUUUGUGUUUGCACAAUCCUGUGCAUUGUAGGAUGUUUAACAUCCCAGGCACUACCCAUUGGAUACCAGUAGCACCUCUUCAUGAAGUCACGUUCUCACUGGGUGCCUCUCCUCAGGACAUAAUCAUUGUUCUCUGAAGGCCAUAUUGUAGAGGAAGGAAUAGGAUCUCUGUUUAGUAUUUUUGGGUUAUGGGACAUGUUUAUUCAUAUUUAAACUGUGAAUCAUGCACUUUUUAAAAACUCUUGACAUAGAUUUCUUAGAUAUGGAAUGUUAAGAUGGUUUUAUUACCUUUGAUUUAUAAAGCUCUAAAUGAUCCUAAAUUUAGAGAAAAAUUUAUUUCUUGUUAAUCAUGAACUUUAUAAUUUUAAGGCUGUACAGCAAAUAUUUAUUGGAAAGUCAAAACAAUAAAAUAUUUUAUCACA
Messenger RNA from Sorex fumeus (smoky shrew), 3900 nucleotides. Its product is annotated as isopentenyl-diphosphate Delta-isomerase 1. The coding region runs from base 42 to 725 and encodes 227 amino acids. The transcript has 4 exons. Gene Ontology annotation, biological process: isopentenyl diphosphate biosynthetic process; isoprenoid biosynthetic process. NCBI's taxonomy places the organism in Eukaryota, Metazoa, Chordata, Mammalia, Eulipotyphla, Soricidae. The record is from RefSeq and is a predicted model, not a curated record. Gene Ontology annotation, cellular component: cytoplasm. Gene Ontology annotation, molecular function: isopentenyl-diphosphate delta-isomerase activity.